AUGAGCCCCAAGAAGCUAAUGAAGAUGGCGAGGAAGUGUGAAAAUCUAGCCACUUCAGGGCGGAAAAGAAUUUCCCAUCCAGGAGUUAAUGUGAAGUUGAAUUCAUCAUCAGCACCAGAGAAGGGGCAUUUUGUCAUCUACACAACUGAUGGAGGCCGUUUCACGAUUCCCUUGCAGUGUCUCCAUAGCAACAUCUUUCAAGAGCUCUUCAAGAUGUCUAAAGAAGAGUUUGGUUUGUCGGGGGACGGUCCUAUCACCAUGCCCUGCAAUGCGGCUUCCAUGGAGUACAUAGUAUUGCUUGUCCGAAGAUGCAUAGCCAAAGACAUAGAGAAAGCUUUGCUCAACUCUAUUGCAUUCAGUCCAUGCUCGUUGGCUGCUGUUGUGCAUAGCAAAUGUGUGGAUCAGCAAGUUCUUUUUCUUGGUCAGUGA
Molecule: messenger RNA, 429 nt
Organism: Syzygium oleosum
Lineage: Eukaryota; Viridiplantae; Streptophyta; Magnoliopsida; Myrtales; Myrtaceae
Product: auxin-responsive protein SAUR68-like
Exons: 1
Coding region: 1-429 (142 amino acids)
Biological process (GO): response to auxin
Source: RefSeq, a predicted model, not a curated record